Messenger RNA from Anarrhichthys ocellatus (wolf-eel), 2905 nucleotides. It is a transcript of the gene smim19, whose product is annotated as small integral membrane protein 19. Bases 2176 to 2484 code for a protein of 102 amino acids. NCBI's taxonomy places the organism in Eukaryota, Metazoa, Chordata, Actinopteri, Perciformes, Anarhichadidae. The transcript has 3 exons. The record is from RefSeq and is a predicted model, not a curated record.
UAGUGAACUAAUUGGUUCUUUGCUAUAUUUCGAGUCUUAUUUUGAAGCAUUUAGCUGUUUUGUCACAAGUACUUGAGUUUGGUCGACACCUCGGACGUCUUUUGUUCCUCCGCCAGCACUCCUACUGUGUGUUUUUGCCCCAGGCGGACCUAAAUAAUCUGCGAACAUAUUAUUUAUUUUUGGAACGAUUUGACCACCGCGAUAACUUUGAAGCAUUCGAGGGUCGGUAAAAUGUUUUGUAAGAGGUUUUUACAGAUCAUAUUGCGUCUGUCCACUUAUGGCCGGUUUGGUUCCUGGUGCUGAACUUGGAGCUGGUUUCUUAAGCGCGUGUGCAUCGUGACAUUGAGCCUUUACCUUUCAGAAGCGUGUUCGUGGAGACAAAGCACUCACCCCUCAGCUUUCUGCGGAGUUGUAGCUCCCAUGCCGUGGUCAUAUUCGCUAGGAGUAGCAACCAGAGAGAUUAUUUCUUGUUUGUCUUUGUAUUAUUAUUAUUAUAUUUCUUCACUAUAUUUCUGUCUACCGUGUAAGAAACACUUCCCCGCAGCUCCUCGGCUGUUACAUCCACCAUGAACCACUACAGUCCUUUACUUUGUGUGUGUCUCUGUCUCAUGUAUGAAGUUAUUCAUUGCAGCAAUUAUGGUAAAUGCAGCUUUAUGUAUUCUGUAGUUAUGAAUUAGUAAAACUCUAUUUUGAAAAAUAAGAUACUUUUGAAAAAAAAAAUACGUAAAAAUAAGCCAACGUGAUGCAACAAAGGUGUUUGUGUAUAUAAAGUAUCAUGUACUUGCUGAUAAUUUAACUGAUUUUAAAUGUGGUUAAAAAAACGGUUUGAGUUUAAACUGAACUUUAAAUCCAAUCUAGUUUCUUCAUCAGCUACAAUAAUCCCAGUGUUCCUACAUGUAUUGGUUCCUCACAGACCACUGUGGAGCAGUGCUGCCUGCAGUGGUCCCCUGUGUUGUCACAUAUGGAAUACCAGAGAUGCCAUGUUGGUGCUUCAGGCAGGACUGAGUGCAGACCACUCGAUGGCUCCGAUCGACUGUAAACUUGACAAAUAAACUUACAUUGUUGCAUCCUAUUGUUCUCGUCUGUGGUGACGUAACGUUGUGCCGACCGACCCGUGUGAAAGGGCUAAUUGGAACAAAUGCAAAGUUCAAGGUGCCACGUUGUGAGGAAGUAGUUUGUCCCAAUUGACUGCAACAGUACUUGCUUUGUGAGGGCAGCUGCAGUACGUACUAAACGUAAAAAAGUAUGCGACUUAGAACGCAGCUAAAAUAAGCAUUUAGCUCCAAGCUCCAUGUUUUCCUCAGGAGUUGGUGCAGACCAAAACCUCAACACACCAUCCUGUAAGUGCCAAUGUGUGAAUUGUCUGCAACCGCUUUACAUCCAGUAGAUUCCAUCCAGUAAAUGGCAUCAAGCUAUUUGACUAACAGGCUAAGCUUAUGACUUUUAUCCUGGACUGCAUACUCUAUCAGGAUAAUGUUAUCUAUUGGGAGCUGAGCUCUUUCCUCACACCUCUAUCUCUACAUAUAGUAGUUUGCUGCUUUAUUAAUGCUCUGAAUGUCGUCCAUUACUCCUUUAAUUAUGUUUUACAGUUGGGGUGGCUCUAAAAACCGCCAACAGGGGUAUACGAGUCGCUUUAUAAAAAAAAUCAUGUUCAUCAGCAAUUAAAGUAUGAAGGUGAUUAAAAAUAAUGCUACGAGUGUUUUUGAGCUGUUAAAGAUGACCUCUGACAGAACACAAGGAGGAACAUAUCAAAAAUAGAAACUCAAUACUUUCUCAUUUUUACACUUUCAACCAAUGUUUAUUGUUAUUCAUAUUGUUUUAUUUGUGAUUUGCCAAAGUAAGAUCUUUGAAGUUUUUUGAUUUAGGAAAAACCGAAGAACUCAGAGCAUAUUGUUUGAGGCGGAUCCACAUCUAUCUUCCUCGAACCAGUUCCCUUCUAGCCAUAUUAAUACAGGUCAAUUGAACUUGCACUCUCUAUAGCAGUCCUCCACCUCAGUCAAAAACGCGCCCCGGAGCUCGCGCGCUACCCGGAAACGGAAAAGACCAAGGAGGCGGAGAUGACGUCGGUGUUUACAGCACUCAAUUGUGUCCCGUCGCGAGCUGAACGUGAGCUGAGAAAGCGCCUACAGUAGAAUCUCCAUUUCACACAUUUCCCCGCGUUGUUGUCGUAUUUUAAUGGGGGGUCACGGGAGCGAGCCCGAGUCGAUCGACUACUCGGUGCACGAGGCCUGGAAUGAGGCGACCAACGUGUACCUGCUGGUGAUCCUGGUCAGCUUCGGCCUGCUGAUGUACGCCAGAAAAAACAAGAGGAAGAUCAUGCGUAUCUUCACUCUGCCCCCCACCGUUGGCAGCAGCCCGGAGCCCAACUUCUACGACAGCCUGCAGAAGGUCCGCCUGCGGCAGCAGCUGGAGAUGUACUCUCUGGCCAGGAAGUUUGACCAGCAGCAGGGCCAGACAGACAGUGUGCAGCUCUCCAUGGAAUGAGAGCAGAAGGAAACUCCUCCACCUCGUCAUCAGAGGAAACACUCCUGCAUGUUCGAGCCCUCUGUACGUGGAAAUGGAGGGAUUUUAAAUGGCUGUCCCGAUCAGAGAUGGAGCAGAAGACGCUGCGCUGAGAGGCGUCUUCGUUCACCUUCUUGUUGUCUCUUUGUCGUCUAUCACUAGUGGAGUAAAUGCAGCCGGACGGAUGGAGAAGCAGCACAUGGAGCAGAGACUCUAACAUGGAUUGAGAAGUGAUGAAGAAGUUAAUCAUGAAGAUUUUUUUUUGCACAUAUAACACGAUCCUCCAGAUAUAAUGUAGGUUCUAGUUGGUUUCCGUUUGUUUUCUACUUGUUUGUUAAAUGUUUUGUCAUUUGUCGUGAAAUCAAGAUUCUCACAUGUGAAAAUAAAGAUACUUUAACCAUCA